Anopheles coluzzii is the source of this 5171-nucleotide messenger RNA. RefSeq names its product reversion-inducing cysteine-rich protein with Kazal motifs (gene Reck). The transcript is spliced from 7 exons. Gene Ontology annotation, molecular function: metalloendopeptidase inhibitor activity; protein binding. Bases 1797 to 4862 code for a protein of 1021 amino acids. The record is from RefSeq and is a predicted model, not a curated record. Gene Ontology annotation, cellular component: plasma membrane. Gene Ontology annotation, biological process: extracellular matrix organization. NCBI's taxonomy places the organism in Eukaryota, Metazoa, Arthropoda, Insecta, Diptera, Culicidae.
AGUAGUGCGAAACAUACGAAAACGGAAACAUCAAAAGUGUCCGAACAAUGUAAAAUUUGAAUACGUCAUCCCGCCACCACUCUUCGGUUGACCACAACUGCAGAAUGAAGAUAGAAUUUGCAUUCGGUUUUGAAAUUUUACGCACGUACCCUCUGAAAUUGCACCAUGAAGGGUUACGGAACGUCAUUCCAUUCAUUUAAAAUAUGAUCAUCUAAUACUCGAGUGGCAAGUAAAGUUUCGUUUCUCUUUGAUGUGUGCUUAAGUUUAUUGUCAGUUUGAGAAGAGAAUACAAAAACAAAACUACAAUACAAUGAUCGUCCGAUCACCAUUCGUGGUUUUGCGAAACGAUAACGAUUAUUUCAUAUAUUUUAUUACCCUCACUGUCGGGAUAAAAAAGCGAGGAGUGGCGCCUCGAUCGAACGUAUCGUACCUAAGUGUUUGUCAAAUAAACCAAGUUGCCGCCACCGAUCCGGGUGUGUGUAUGAGAGAGUUGAGAAAAAAACCCACAACCCAUACCCUCACAACCCAUACCCCUACUGUGGCACACAGGCCACAGUAAUAACAAUUUAAACGUACAAUCAUGGCAAAUGGGCACGGUGGUGCCCGGGUGCACUUGUGGCGGUACGGAAGGAUGCAGUAACACUCUUGAUUAAUUAAUCAAUUGAACGAACGGCGACCGUAGUCUGCAGGUUCGCGGAGUAGAAGCAACACUCACUCGCUGUGGCGGUUGGUUAGUUGCAGUGUCUGCGUGAACGGUGAAUGGAUUUGUCCUGUGACCGUGGCGUUAAAGAUACUGAGAAAACUGGAGACAUUUCAAAGCAAACAAAACUCAAUGCAAAACUCAAAAAGUACAAACAAACAAGUGUGCGUCCAGUGUGGUAUUCGUAUGUGAUCCAUUUUUCAUAGUGACAGUUUGUCAAACUUUCAGGUUUGGGCCAUGCUAAUGGACACAUCGUUUCCGGUGAGCCAGCAGCUUACCGCUUGUGCUCUUGUGUGGUGGUGGUGUGUUCGUGUCUGUUUUCGCAUUCGCGCUGAAAGUGUGUCAUUCAAUCUUAGCUGUUCGAGUUUUGCAUUUUGACUUCGUUGUCGUUUUACUUAGGAGUAAAGUAAUUAUAAACGCAUGCCACGCAAACUCCCUCAAAGUGCAGGCUGCAGAUCGCAAUAGUGGUGCGUGAAUAAAUGAGCGAUAUUUAAAAUGUGUUACAAAAAAACGGGACUGCAUUCUCAGAGUGCGAAAUAAACGCGAAGAAGACAGCACCGUAGCGUGGUGAUGAAAGAGAGCAAACAAAAGUGUCGUGAAAGUAUUCUACCGCGCAUCGAGGGGCAGUGCAAUGUGCAGCGUACUGGAAAGGCGUCCCUUCGUAUCGUGAUGCUGCCAGAGGGAAAGGGUUUCAACCUGCACAUAGUCUUUAUAGACCGUGACGUCGGCUGUGGUUCUGUGAGCUGAAAGCUGAUCAUUUUACGUGAAACAAAUAUUCAAAUAUGCAAUCCGUGCGGUGAAACGUUCAAUCGUGUGUGUGUGUGUUUCUGUGUGAUCGUUUGUGUGUGUGUGUGCGUGUCUUGAUUCGUUAAAUCAUCGAUAAAAGUUGUAUCAAAACCACGAGCAGCUCGCAUUGGAUCGACAUCCUUUCUACUCCUUUUGCUUUUGGCUUCGUUCGUUUGGGCGCGCAUUCGUUGGACAUCCUGUGUUUUGCAUCAAAAUUGCCCGCCAGCGGCUUGUGACGGGGUGUGUGACGUGCGCACCGUGGUGACCUCAUACCCUUGCCAGUGUACGUAUUCCCCUCCCCGGAGACGCGAUGGCGCGAUCGAUGUUAAUAUGCUGGCGUUAUCGGUUGGCCAUUGUUUGUGGAUUAUUGCUGUUCCGGUGCGAGCAGCUGCAGGCUUAUGCUAAUCAACAUCCACCACUAUCAUCGCCGGCGACACAGCAGGGUGAAGCUGGUGGCAGUUCGAUCGGAGCUGCCGGAAACGGUGCCGACACGAGUGGAUUUGAAGCGAGCGAUGUGUUCCGAUGCUGUGCCGAGGUUCAGGGAUCUUGCAAGGCGGCCUGCGAGAAUCUAUCGCUGGCACGCAUCGCCUCCGAACCAGGCUCCCGGGAGGCCAAGCUGCUGGACGUGCGCAAGUACUGCCCCCGGCAGCAGGUCCCCUUCUGGCAGUGCAUGAACGAAACGAUGGCAGCGGUCCAGCGGGGAGCCAGCUGGCCGGGGCGCAUCUGCUGUCCGCUGGCGAUGUCCGUCAGGUGUCAGCACGUGUGCGCUACGGGGUCAUCGCAGGACGAUCUACGGACGGGCUGUCGGGCGAGUGAUGAACAGCAGCUGUACGGCUGCCUCAAGCGCCAGGAGGACGGCCAUCGGUGCUGCAGCAGUGCCCGCACCGCCGAAUGUCUUGACGCGUGCGGACAAGUGUUCCAGCGCUACCAGACCCCUUCGAAGGCGUUGCGCGAACGGGUACUGACGGGUUGUCGCACCAACAACAGUAACGUGAUGCAGUGCAUCAAGGGAUUCAUCGAUGUGACCUUCAACCGGAACCUGAAGCGAUAUGUGCCGUGCUGUGAUGCAUCGCCGGAACCAAAGUGUCGCCGGGUCUGUCACGAGACACUCACUGCCGGCGGUUCCGACACCGACCCGUACACGGUGGAGGAAAUGAUCGAUCUGCUGCAGCACCGGGGCGGAUGUGGCGCACUGAUGCCAACGCUGCCGCUGUGGAAAUGUUUCCUGGAGGCCGACAAGCAACGGUCCGCCGGUCAGCAGGCCAACUCGAACGAGGUGUCACGUAUCAACCAGAUUGGUAUGGAUUCGGCCAAGCAGCACUGCUGUCUGAAGGCCGAAUCGGUCCGAUGUCGGCGCCUCUGCUCCACGACGUACGCGAACGAGUGGACGACGAAUUUGGUUGACUUUGAGCAGGAAUGUUUGGCGGCACCGGAAGAACACGCCCUUCGGCAGUGCAUCGACGAAGUCGACGAACCGUGCGAGCUGGGCUGCGAUGGGCUGUCGUUCUGCAGCAACUUCAACAACCGGCCAACGGAGCUGUUCCGCAGCUGCCGGCAGCAGUCGGACAUGGCCGCCCGGAGCGACGUGCAGCAGUGGCGCCAGCAGGGCUUCCUUCCCUUCCCGGGCAACAUGCUGCUGCCGAUGCGCAACGAGACCGAGUGUUCGUACGAGAUCUGGAAGUCGAUCGCCUGCACGCUGCAGAUCAAACCGUGCACCAAGGGCUACCACACGAACCACAUCUGCCGGCAGGACUGCUACGAGGUGCUACGGAACUGCGUCGACUGGGAGCGAAUACCGGGCGGCCAUACGGUGUCGUCGCUCUGCCAGCAGCUCGCACCCCAGAACAACUCGCUGCCCUGCAUCUCGAUGGGACGGUUCCAGCCGCACGGUUUUGGGGCGGCCGGAAUGGACGCGGACCGGGAGCGCAUCAUAGCGGACGUAACGCUCGUGUCACCAUGCAAGGGUAAUCCUUGUAAUGCGACACAGAUCUGUGUUGCCAAUCGCGAUGGUACAUUUGGUUAUCGCUGCGUUAACGGAUGUCCACUGGGGGAGGCUUCGUCGUACCUUGUGCCGGUUGGAGCGUUCGUGCGUAUUCCGGUGUCGGUCACGCAGAAAGGUUGCCUUAAAGUGUGCCGCUGUGGUGAGUCGGGUCGGAUUGAAAAGUGUCAACCACUGCCGUGUAUUAGCUACGAUUCGUGUACGCUGGCGGGGAAGCGGUUCGCGCAUCUGACGCACUUCUACGUCGAGUGCAACGUGUGCAGUUGUUUCGCGGAGGAGAUUACUUGCACCAAGCGACAGUGUCAUGUGCCAGGGCUGACGGUCGAUCGAUCGUUCACCAGCUUGCCGUGCAACUGUCCGGCGCACUAUGUGCCGGUGUGUGGACGCAACGGCAACACGUACCCGUCGGCCUGUGUUGCCAAGUGUGCCGGCAUACAGGAGGGUGACAUCGAGUUUGGACCGUGCCGGGCGCGAAACCCGUGCGAUCAGGUCGACUGUGGGCCGCUGUCCGUGUGUCUGCCCGACUGGAACGUGUGCCUGUCCGGGAUGCAUAAACCCUGCCCACAGUAUCGAUGUGUCAAUCUUACCUCCACGAACUGCUCCACCAUCACCGACAUCCGUGACACGAGCCUGGGCUACCAUGCGAACCUCUGCAGCAUGGCAUUCGAACGAGCCUCGUACGCGUAUCAGGAGAAGUACCGCAAGGUCUGCGAAACCUCGCGCCGCCGUAGUCAGGUGUGCGGCGUGAACGGUGUCACCUAUCGGAGCGAAUGUGAAGCGUGGAGCGAUUACUCCACCGUCGACUACAACGGACCGUGCCAGGAGGUGGGCCUGAUCAGCCCCACGCUCGAUGCCCGCUGCUCGUCGAUCAAGUGUCCGCGGCGAAAGCUGACGAACUGUAAUCCGGUGCUGCCACCCGGUGCCUGCUGUCCGGUGUGCGGCACCGCCCUGCGCAUCGUGUACUCGCGCAAACAGAUCGAUCGUGGCCUCUACGCACUGAAGGGUCAGUCGACGGAGUAUCUUACGCUCAAGUCGAUCUUACGCUCCCUGGAAGCGCUCCUGCAGACGGUCGAAUGUCGGCUGAGCGGUCAGCUAACGUUCGAAAACGAUCUGUAUGUGGUGCUGGAAACGUUGAGCCGAAAUCCGUCCCGCCUGCAGACAGAAAUUUGUGCGCGGGAAGCGGAACGGCUCGUGACACUGGUGCGCACGCAGAGCCAUCGGAUCACGAGCGAGCUGAACCUGAGCGCACUAACGGUGGCGACACUGGUGACCGAACCGAGCGGUGCCAGUCGCUUGUACAGUAGGGUAAUAGCAGGUUUAGUUGUAACGAUAGUAAGCUAUCUGGUCGGUGCCACAUCAUGGCAGUCGCGACUGUGAGUUUAGUGAAUUCGCACGUGCCAAACUAGGGUGUAGGGAUGGGAGGGAAAUCAGGGAUAGAACACACCAAAAGCGUUUGGUUCCAUCACUGAAAAAGCCACCAAACUGUGAUGCUAGUUCGUAGGUAGCGUAGGAGUACGGGAGCUAGACGGGGGACGUUAGCAUUAUGACCGGUUGAUUCGUUCGUCGUUCGCCAAAGCAAAAAAACAACAAGCAGCAAUCAUUGUCUAGUCUAAGCUUAGCAGAAUUCAUCACUCGUUUGUAAGGAACGAUGCCGCAACGCCAUAUAAUUUAACGAUACUUUCCUAA